UGGUUGGGCUGUAACAAAACAAAGCCAGAAACACUUCACAAUGUUGACUGGCUGGACCCACUAUUCACCAAUGAGUAGUUUUAGUGAAUGAACUGUGGUGGCAGCGUCAGGAAAAGAUCGUAAAUACACAUUCACGGUGAAACGAUUGGAUUUUAAAUGAAAGUUACCUCAUGGCCAAGUAAAUUUACUAUGUUAAGAAAUGCCUGUGUCACUGCGUUUGUUCUCAAAUAUUGCCACAUUGCACAAAUAACAGCUGUGUAACCAGUUAGCAGGAAUAAUCUGCAGAGGAAAUAAAAAAAGAGGGAAAAUACUAGUAGCAGUUCCAGAGAGGAAGAGUCAAGUAAAGCCAGUUCUCUGUACCGAUAAAACGUUGUUAUUGUAGUGUUUUAACUAUCUGUCUAUCAGCCAAAAGUAAAAUUAUCUGAUUAUUUUUGCCCCAUGAUAUCGUCUCUCUUAUCCGCCUAUGCUGCGUUACUCCAGAGACCACACAGGAAACAGAAACACACAAAUAAAGGCAGACUCAUUGUCUCUGAUGCAUGAAGUCAUCGUGACCUUUAAGAUUCAAGUGUGACCAGCAGAUGACUAGGGAAUAAAUGCUUCACAGUGAGUUUGUUAGUGCGGCUAUUCAAGCCAAAAAAUAGCAACUUUGACAAAUACUUGGAACAGUUGUUUGCAGCCUUUCCUGGCACUGUUCUCCCGAAGCAUUGAUGUAAGAGAAAAACUCAAAUAUUGACUAUUCUGAGUCAUAAAUGGAAAGCUCAGCCAGAGUCUCCUGGGAAUUUAUCUCUUAUAGGCCCGGAGCCAGAUACGCAGAUUGUCGUAGGUUUAGGGUUGUAACGUAGUUUAUGGUUACUGACUCAUCAGAUCCAGCCCUUCCUCUGAAUCUCAUGUGGAAUCACUUUGUUACCAGAGAUGGUUUUAGUUGGUGUUUUCAUCUGCAGCUGGAGCUUGUUUCAAAUAAAAGUUCAGAAACUUCACUGGAUGAGCAACCAGUUUUGUUUUCUGGUUCGCUUGUGUCGCCAGCUUAUUGACCAGAGGCAAUAACACACCAUCAUUUCCUGUGUGUGGCUUUGCUGUAAUGAGUUAAAGGCAGACAGAGUUAAGUUCAGGAUUUUAUCUGUGUUGGACAAAGUGAGACAUUGUUCUCUUUUAGAUGAGAUGGAAUUAAAUCAGAAUCAAUGUCUUUAAAGUAAUAAAGUAUAAAUACAUGAUUGAAAGAGUAGAAUUAUGUAGUGGCUGAGUUGCAGAAUUGGUCAUUUUUCCAUUAUAUGAGUUAUUUUCCAAAAAAAAAGAAAAAAAAAGAGAAGAGAUUCUAAAACAUGUUUUCUAUUUAUAGGCAUUUUAAGUUCCUCACAGAGUAAUUCUGUACAUAAAGCUGAUCUAAGGAGCUUUUAGAUGAACGACUAAUAAUAUCGAAAUCUUAUGAGAAAACCGGAUCCUUCAAGUAAAGACUGAUUGUUUCUAAUCAUCAAUUUUAAUGUCUGAAACUGUUGCCAGGGGUAAGGGUCAGGGGAGGUGAUAGAAUGCACGCAGCAGAAACACACUUUUUUUUCACAGCAAAGAAUCUGAGAGUGAGAGUCAGGGGGCUUUUUGGUUCAAAAAUAACACUACUUCCACAUUUAAAGAAGACACACAGAGGGACAAAACAGACGCAAACCAAAUGAAGAGUUUAAUGGAUUGGUCAUUUUUCUACUAAUUAGUCCAAUUAAAUUAGAGAUGUGAUGGUACACAUUUCAUUAGAUUACAUUAAAGCUCCUGUACGGGAUUGACAGAUGAUUGGUCUUUCACAGUCCUGUCCCAUAAAUGUUAAAGUGAUGUUUUUAAAACCAAAAAAUCUUCAUUCUGCUUUCUUCUAUAUGUCAGAUUUGUCAAUUGAACCAUGAUGAGAUCAGAUUAGGGGUGAUAAGGAUGGAUCAGACUACAAACUGAGAUUAGAUAGUAUAAGGAUGAGGUUGGAUUAGAGCAUAUAACAGAAAAAGAGGGAUGAGGUAAGAUUACAUGAAGUGAGAUAGCAUGAGGUUAAGAUCAAUCAAUCAAAGAAGGUUUCAGAUGAUUGGAAUAAGAUCAGAGGUACAUAUAUGGUAAAGAUUAGAUUAAAGAAAAUUUAGGAUUAGACUGGAUCAUAUUACAUAUUACAGAAAUCACACAAACUAUCUCGAAAUAGAUUCAUGUUCAUAGUGGGAAUUCUGUCGGCAAAGAGAAAGUGCUGAGGUGAAGUUUCUGCCCGACCACCUCUGAGUUUCACCACCACUCAGACAUCCAGCUGCUCAGCAGAAGCCACACCAGCCAAUUACUGUCCGCAGAUGACCUGAAAUACACCCAUUGUGCUGGACUAAACAACAACAGAGGAGCAUGUGCAGCAGACUCGUCAGGUUUUGGACAGAUCGGCGAGCUGUGGGGUCUCAUAGGUCGUGUAGGAUUACAGGAAGUAACAGUGAGUCAAUAAUCUGGCUUCUUUCUGACUCAGACUGGUGAACUCAGAAAUGUGAUAUGGCUCAAAGAGGCCCCCUGUUGCUAAAGGAUCUCUUUUUUUUUCUCUCCCUGGUGCUUCAAAUCGUUGACCAAAAAAAGGCUGAUACAGAUAUGACCAUGCAGAUUUAUAAAAACAAUAUCAAAGAGCCCAAUAAACCCCGCUAGAUGAUAUCUUCGCGUUAUUAAUCCCAUCUUCCUCCUGGGGUGUUUUCACAUGGCUCAGAAAUAUCCAAGUGAGAAGGCCUGACACAUGAGACGGCUGCCUCUGGCACUGAGUGGGCUGUACGUAAUGUCAGAAGUAAAAGGAUUGUUUUUGCAGAUUUGUCGACUUCCCAAAUGACACAAGAUUUAAUUUGGAACAUUAACUGGACAUUCCACUGACUUCACCGAAAUCUGUUUCGAAUGAAAACACUUUACGUAACAGGCUGGCAGGUCUGAGCUGCAUGGAAAGGAACAUGGUGGAGUUACAGUAGUAGUGGUGGCGGCAAUUGGAGGAGGCUGCGGUGAAGUGUUUACUGAAUAAUAGUCACCAGAGGAAGACAAAAUUCAAGUUUUAAAGAGCAGCACAGCUCAUAAACUUAUAGAAGCAGAGAGUUCCCCUUUUCUUUACUAGAUGGCCUUGUGCUCUGUGGUGUUAAAGUAUGAAAAAAAAAAAAAAAAAGAUCACUGCCUUUGACCGAAGGCAGGACUAAAUAUGGACAUUGUUAAGGCUGGCUGGGCUUUGAUGCUCUGACUUUGAGGCAAGGAUACUCUUACAGAAAGAAAGCAGUUGUUAGGAUGAAAAAAUACGUUCUCUGAUUUCUCAGGAAACCGUGUUCCUGUUCGCUCUGUUCUGUGACUCAUCAUCAGAGGUUUUCUUGAUGACUUAAGACUAUAAAAAUGAGCAUCAUGCUUCCCAUGUGUACUUAACUGAUGGUGAACUUUGUGGCUGAUGUGUUUGGUGUUGACUACAGUUUCAUUAAUCUAUUUUUUGUUUUGUUUGUUUUGCUCUUUAAAUGUGGAGACGAAUGAAUAAACACAUACACAAUUUGUUGUCGUGCUUUGCCUUCUUAUGUGGGUUCUUGUAGUCUUUAACAAACUCACCGCAAAUUGUUGUUGAUCAUCCAGUUCAGAUCCCAGUUUGGUUUUGUUGGGUUUGAUAAAUAUCAGUGUUACACACAUGCUAGAUAAAAACCUCCAUUUACAUUGAAGAACUGCUCCCACUGAUGUGAAUCAGAGAGGAGACUGCUGCCACCGUGUGUUACAUUUGUGGUAAAAGGAAGCACUCAAGUGUCAAGUGAUCUCCGCCCCAGGCAGCAAGAGUUAGAACCUUGUGUCGAAGUAGAUUGCAGUUGAAAAAAUGUACUUACUUGCUUGCAUUGCACACAUGCAAGCAAGAGUAGAGGCUAUUUUUCCCAACCAAGAUUUAGACUGAGUAAAUUUCCCUCUCAUCGGCUUAGACCUCUUGAAAGAAAUUCUAUCUAAAACUGGGUGAAAAUCUUUGAAAGGGUUAGUUGUAAGUCACCGACCUCAUUAUGUGAUACUUGAUCAGACAGCUAUGGUAACAGUAUCCGACCACUAGAUGGAGAUAACAUGUCAGCCUGUGCACACCUGAGAUUACCUUCAAGUGGCUCUUGGACAUAAUUGAAUAUCUUUUUUCCCCCUUGAAUAGCCUAUAUCAAGGCAUUUCAGCUCUGCUCAGUCCUUGACAGUCAGCCAUAGAUAUCCUCUAGGAUGCAAAAAUGAAGGGAAAUAACAACUAGGUUAGUGUUUGCACCUUGAUAUGACAGUAAAACUCAAAGUCACACUGCUCUCUAGUGAUAACUGUGCGCAAAUGCAACUGCGUCCUCAGGUAUCAAGUUAGUGAGGAAUGAGUAUCUAAAAGUGUUACUUCCGUGGGCGAAACUUUCAAAGUAAAUGUUUCAACAAAGACAAGUAGUCAGUCACGUAAUGGAAGAUGGCAGCAGCAAAAACGCCAUAGUAAAGACAGAUGAGAUUCAGAGCAGGAGGCAAAAGAUUGGUUUCUGAAAAAUUAUGUUAACACCGCGGCACUAGAGGGCGCUGUGGGCCGCCAGUGUUUGAUAACGGGUCGCCGAAGUAAAGAGAAGAAGUAACCAUCAUGAUUGUCUGGAAGCUUUGAGUCGGCAAACGUGAAUAUUUGGUCAAAGUGCACUUUUCAACCUCACUGCGAUUAGUCGAAUGAAAUCGACACACAUGUAAGGCAUGUUUUAGUAGAUUUUGGUAAUCAAAAGACCACUAAACCUGAACAAUGGCUGAUGCGACGCUUGACAAACGCUAAAGCCGGCUAAUAAAGCUAGCAGACGGCGCUGUUGCUGUGAGAAUUGUCCUUAGCCGGCUUGUUUAUGACCAGAGCACGUUAUUUAGACUGUGUGACCUGUCAUGAGAGUAAACAUAAUGUUUUUUGUUACUUCAGUUUUGUGUCAUCGCUUGAAAAUGAGUUAUUUCGCUCAGCAUUGUAGCUCAUUGGUUGUAGAACCAAGACUUGUUUACUUUGGUGGAGGCAUCAGACCUUUAUGUUUGAUCAUUAAAUUUUGACCCAUGUUUUCUUCACAUACAGAGUACUUCACACUGGAGUAUGACCCAGGCUUAAACUCCUGUGAUAUUUUACCCUUUGCUUGAUGAGUAAGAUGAAUCGCCCAAAGCCAACAACUCUCAGACGCCCCAGUGCGGCAAAACCAUCAGGUAAAACAUGAUACGUAAACAGAAUACAACCAACCACUCAUUUAAUCAGGAUCAGACUCAUAUUGUGAUGUCUUUUUUUCCCAGGCCACCCACCUCCAGGAGAUUUCAUUGCUCUUGGAUCCAAGAGCCAGGGUGGAGAGCCCAAAGCACCCGCUGUGCUCCUGAAGCCAGCAUCCUCAGGGUUACCUGCUGAUCGGAAGAGAGAGCCGUCCUCCACCCUGCCCUCUACGUCAGGUCUGUCCAGCCUUGCCAAGCGACCUAAACUCUCCACCACCCCUCCAGUUAGUGCCCUGGGACGACUCGCUGAUGUUGCAGCUGUGGACAAGAGAGCGAUAUCCCCGUCAAUAAAGGAGCCGUCAGUGGUACCUAUUGAAGGUAAACUCUGACUUCUCUGAAAAGCUUGUGUAGUGCGGAAAUGGUUACAAAACUGAUCAUUACCACAGGUCUUAAGCUGUCCUUGUUUUUCAGUGUCACCGGCAGUGCUGCUGGAUGAGAUUGAAGCUGCAGAGUCAGAAGGAAAUGAUGAUCGCAUUGAGGGAUUGCUGUGUGGAGCAGUGAAACAACUCAAGAUGAACAGAGCGAAGCCUGACAUCACUCUGUACCUCAGUCUUAUGUUCCUGGCAAAAAUCAAACCAAAUGUUUUUGCAACCGAAGGAAUUAUUGAGGCAAGUUUCUGCUGCUGCAUUAUACCAUUAUUACUGUGCAACAAAAAUCUUUCCAUCCAGCCUUUGUUUUGUGAGUAUAUCCUUGAAAGUGCUGACUGUUUAAGCCUUACUUGGACAUCUUCAGUGAAGUGGACGUUCUAGAUGCUGUAAUUGAUCUAUGUAUUAUUUGACUAUCUAGGCUUUAUGCAGCCUCCUCCGUCGGGAUGCUUCAAUCAACUUUAAGGCAAAAGGAAACAGCCUUGUUUCUGUUCUUGCUUGCAAUCUGCUGAUGGCAGCCUACGAGGAGGAUGAGAACUGGCCUGAGAUUUUUGUAAAAGUAAGAAUCAAAGAUAAACAGUCAAAGGGUUUUUUAUAAAGUCCUCCUUAUUUCACAACUUUCUGUGUUUCUUUUUUAUUCUCCUUGCACUCAAUCAACCUAAUAUAUGUCUCCAGGUGUACAUUGAGGACUCUCUGGGGGAAAGAAUCUGGGUGGACAGUUCUCACUGUAAAAAUUUUGUAGACAACAUCCAGACUGCUUUUGGGACAAAGAUGCCCCCAAAGAGCAUGCUGCUUCAGGCUGACACAGGACGUGCCAGUGGAGAUCUCAGUGCAGGUGCAGUCAUCACAAAAACACACACUUUGUCACAUGAAUACUUAUGGCUGAUGCUGGAAGCAGGUUUAGACGGAUUUUGCUGUGUCUGUGUAACAUAGGAAGCAGCCCUCAUCCCUCAACCCCUGAUGAGGACGACAGCCAAACUGAACUUCUGAUUGCAGAGGAGAAACUCAGCCCUGAGGAUGAAGGGCAGGUUAUGCCAAGGUAAAAAAGUACAAGUAUUUUCUAGAUGACAGGUAUGCUUCAGUGUACAAAAAGAUGUUUUAACACUGAUUUCCUUGGAGAUAAAACUCACCCCACAUGUGAACUCCCUCAUUUGUCGUAUGCCUCAGGUAUGACGAGCUGGCAGAGAGUGUGGAGGACUAUGUGCUGGACGUCCUCAGGGACCAGUUGAACCGCAGGCAGCCCAUGGACAACGUGUCCCGAAACCUGCUGCGUCUGCUCACAGCCACGUGUGGCUACAAAGAGGCGCGGCUCAUGGCAGUGCAGAGACUGGAGAUGUGGCUCCAGAACCCAAAGGUGAGUCCGAUUUAUCCUGAAUGAAACCCUAUUUUUAACAUCUGUUUUUGCUGCGUCACACUAGCCUGAGUGUCCAUGCCAUAAAUACUGGAUUUAGUGAGACGUUUAUGGACAACAUUAGCACCCCUGAAGUUUGAUGUUGUAAUUGUAGGUGAAUUCAUUGCUAUAUACAGUUGUGCCAAUACUUGAUGAAAUGAAUUGCAAAGCUGAAAGGAAUUGACAUUAAGAUAAGUUUGAGCACUGCUGUCUCUAAACAUUAACUCACUCUCUUUGUUAUUGUGUUUGCAUAGCUGACUCGACCAGCCCAGGACCUCCUCAUGUCCCUGUGCAUGAACUGUAACAGUCAUGGAGCAGACGACAUGGAGGUUAUCUCCAACCUGAUCAAGAUCCGCCUCAAACCCAAAGUCCUCCUAAACCACUACAUGCUGUGUGUCAGGUCUGUGAGAGUCUCAGUAGGGGUGGGAGAAAAAAUCGAUACAGCAGCAUAGUAUGGUGAUAUUUUUUAAUAUAAAGUCAAAUCUAUGAUAAUGGAAAAAUAAAAUUAACUGUUUGUCCAGUGAGGUUGGCAGAGGUGACAUCAUAGAGCAAAAGAAAGUUAGUACCACAAAUAUAGCAGCACCUGGGGAAAGACAUUAGGAAUGCAAGCAGCACACAAAUGAGAUGGACCUUACACAUAGGGUUUGCAAGAUGUGCUACAUGAAAUUAAAAUAUUAUGCAAAUAAGACAAACUAAAAGGAAAGACAAAUGCUUAAGUAGCUAAACUGUUGAAAAAAUUGUAUAAAUUGCAAUAUAUUGUAUCACAAUACUCAGUGUAUUGCAAAAUGUUAAAAACAGCAAUAAUAUCGUGGCAUGGCCCAACUAUCACAAUAAUAUUAUAUUGUGGCCCAAGUAUCACAAUAGUAUCGAAUCAUGGCCCGCCAUUGUGAUAAUAUUGUGUCAUGGCCCAAGUAUCACAAUAAUAAUGUAUCAUGGCCCAAGUAAUAAUAAUAAUGAUAAUAAUUCAUUUUAUUUGUACAGCGCUUUUAAAAACACUCAAAGACGCUUUACGUAGAACGUAAAACCCAAGAUAAUAAAACAGAGACAUGAAAACAGUAAAAUAAAACAGUUAAAUAUUAAAAGCAAUUUUAAAUAAGUGAGUAUUUAAAAGGGAUUUGAAGGUAGUGGGGUCAGGGCAGUGUCUGAUGGAGGGUGGGAGGGAGUUCCAGAGGGUAGGGGCAGCUGUGGAGAAUGCCUGAUCCCCCCAGUACUGUGAUAAUAUCGUAUCAUGGCCCAAGUAUCGUGAUAAUAUUGUAUCAUGGGGCCACUGGUGAUUCCCACCCCUAAGUCUCAGUAUGGUUGAUUUUGACAUGUUGCUACACACAGUGACUCCUACUAACAGCUGCUUUUACUACCCAGAGAGCUGCUCAACGCUCACAGAGACAACCUGGGCACUAUGGUGAAGCUGGUGAUCUUCAAUGAGCUGUCCAAUGCAAGGAAUCCAAACAACAUGCAGGUCCUGCACACAGUGCUGCAGCACAGUCCAGAGCAGGCUCCCAAGGUGAAAUAAAAAAGAAAGAAAACAACAUAGUAUGUUGAAAUGAAACCAUUUCUUGCUUUAACCUGUGUGUCAACCGCCUCCCUCUCUCAUGUUGUGUCGUAGUUCUUGGCCAUGGUGUUCCAGGACCUGCUCACCAAUAAGGACGAUUACCUCCGGGCCUCCCGAGCACUGCUGAGAGAAAUCAUCAAACAGACUAAGCAUGAGAUAAACUUCCAGUCUUUUUGCUUUGGUUUGAUGCAGGAGAGGAAGGAGGCAACAUAUGUGGACAUGGAGUUUAAAGUAAAUAAACCUGAUGAUAUAAUCCCUAACAUCUGCUUUUACACUGCAAACCUGACUCUGACUUGUUCUUGUUCCUUAUCUAUCCUGCAGGAGCGUUUUGUCAUCCAGGUGACAGAUUUACUCACCGUCUCCAUGAUGUUAGGCAUCACCGCUCAGGUCAAAGAAGCUGGUAUUGCUUGGGACAAAGGAGAGAAGAAGAGUAAGUGCUGUUUUUUCUUUUACUCCAUCAUAUUUUUCUAUUGUCACAAAACGCCUUGAGCACAUCUUUUUUUUUUCAGAUUUGGAGGUCCUGAGGUCGUUUCAGAAUCAGAUAGCUGCCAUUCAGAGAGACGCUGUGUGGUGGCUUCAUACCGUGGUCCCUACCAUCAGUAAAGUUGGUGCAAAAGACUACGUUCACUGGUAAAAAAAAAAAAUCAGCUGUUACCUUCAUGUCCUCGCUUCCAAAUACUUCUCAGCUCCUUCAAACAUGAUCUGUAUUUUCCUCUUUGCAGUCUUCACAAAGUGCUUUUCACUGAGCAGCCUGAGACGUAUUAUAAGUGGGACAACUGGCCUCCAGAGAGUGACAGAAAGUGAGAUUUCUUUUAGAUAAAUAUUUUUUUUUGUGUUGCUAAAGUGUCACCUAACAAAGGUGUUUUUCUUUAAUCCCUCAGUUUCUUCCUUCGCCUCUGCUCCGAGGUGCCUCUCUUGGAGGACACGCUCAUGCGCAUCCUUGUGAUCGGGCUUUCUCGUGAUUUGCCCCUGGGUCCUGCUGAUGCCAUGGAGCUCGCGGAUCACCUGGUUAAGAGAGCUGCUGGCGUUCAGUCUGAUGGUGUGUGACCAUUUUUUAUUAAAGUUACAGCAGUGAGGAUUAAUCUUUGUUUUAAUCAGGGUGUUGUGGGUUUGUACCUUUUGAUGGGAUUCCAAAACUAUUAAACCGACUGUUUGUGUUUGAGCAGAUCUGGAGGUUCUGAAAGUGGAGAGGAUCCAACUCAUUGAUGCAGUGUUGAAUCUCUGCACAUACCACCACCCAGAGAACAUCCAGCUGCCUGCAGGGUAAGAAAACUACGGUCCUUGUUUGCUUUUCAAAGUGUACUCAAACCAUACCGGAAAUGACAACCAACCCUUUAUGUUUCAGGUACCAACCUCCAAAUCUGGCAAUAUCUACUCUGUACUGGAAAGCAUGGCUACUGCUGCUUGUAGUGGCUGCAUUUAAUCCCCAGAAAAUAGGUAUAGUGAUCCCAAUUUACUAUAUCUGCACAUUAUCUACCCUUACGUAUAUAUUAUAAUGUUUUAAAUCCAUGAUCUUUUAAAUUUCCCUUUCAGGUCUGGCUGCCUGGGAUGGCUAUCCUACUCUGAAAAUGCUCAUGGAGAUGGUUAUGACAAAGUAGGUGAAAAGUUUUUUUUUUUGUUUUAAACAGUUAAUGUGUUUCUAGGUGAAGUAAGUGAGUGGAUGAUAUACAACUAACUGCCAUGUCCGUAUGCUGCCACAGUAACUACACCUAUCCUCCAUGCACCAUUGCGGAUGAGGACACAAAGACCGACAUGAUCGGCAGGGAGCUGCAGAUCUCCCAGAGAGAGAAACAGGAGAUCCUGGCCUUCGAGAGCCACCUGGCUGCAGCCUCCACCAAACAGACCAUCACAGAGAGCAACAGCCUGCUGCUGUCUCAGCUCACCAGUCUGGAUCCCCAGUAAGAGAGCAGGGAGAAAUUUUCUAUUCAGGGCUCGACAGUGCAACUGUUUCACUCACAUUUACGACUAAAAAUAGAUGUGUGCGAAUUGUAAAAUGUAUUUAGAGGCACAUGUGCUCAUAAAAAAAAUCAGCCCAGCAGCCCAGGCAACAAAUGUUUUUUCAUGUAAAUACCGCAGUGAAGUUAGUUUUAGGUUGGAUAUUCACUGCAGUUCUACCGGUGUCUUCUCAUCUCCACCGGGAAUGGCAAGACCAGCACAGUUAAAUUUACUCGACACAUUCGCUGUCAACGUCGGGUGUUGAAUAAGGGACCGUCAAUAACGAUGUUUUCAAAAAAGGCUGUUUUCCUUCAAUAGCCUCUGUGUCAUGUGACCAAUUGACCUAAAAUUGAUUUCAGCUAAUAGUACUUAUGUUGACCAAUAAGACACACCUCUUCAUUUCCCUAAUUUGUCCUCAAAAGAUUUUUGGUGUUAAAUUUAAAGGCAAAUUUUGAACAUUUUCUUCAUCAGCUUCCAUGUCAUGUGAUCAAAAGACCUGAAAUUGAGUUCAAAUAAUAGUACUAAGUUCAGACAAUAAGACACCCAUUAAUUGAUCAAUUUUCAUUGUGCCCCUAAAGUUCUUUGUGUGUUCCUUACUUGUUCAACGUAUGAGCACAUGUGCUCCUUGAGAAAAAAGUUAGUGUCAAGCCCUGUUAUGCAGCAUGUUAAAAACGUGAUUAAGAAACUUUUUUUUUUUUUUAUUGAAUCAGAGAAAAAAAAAUCCUGACAAAAGAAUCAACAGUCCUGUAUUUUUUUCUGAUGAUAUCUUAAACCUUUGGUAUAAGUGUUUAUAAAGCUGUUUUUCUGGUAGUGAAACUUAUUGUUGGUGUGUGUGUUCAGGGGUCCGCCUCGUCGACCUCCUCCUCAGGUCCAGGAACAGGUCAAAAGCCUCAACCAGUCUCUACGUUUGGGACAUCUUCUCUGCCGCAGCCGCAACCCUGACUUCCUGCUCAACAUCAUCCAGAGACAGGUAAUGAACAAAACUGAGAGUAACACCUCCAGCUGACAGAACAGGGUGUUUCACUAUCAAAUCCUGAUGCGGCUCUGAACCUGCUCCAGAUAACAAGAAUUAACAUUUUAUUUGUCUUGUUUUGACAUCGGCCUUUUACUCAAGUUCAUUUUCCUUUUUUCUCAGGCUUCCUCUCAGUCCAUGCCGUGGUUGGCUGAUUUGGUCCAGUCCAGUGAGGGGUCCUUGGAUGUCCUUCCUGUGCAGUGCCUGUGUGAAUUCCUUCUGCAUGAUGCUGCUGAUGACAGUUUGCCAAUAGAGGAUGACGAGGAAGGAGAGAGCAAAGAGCAGAAAGCCAAGAAGAGACAAGUAAGCUGAUGAAACACCACCAACACCAUAUGAUUUAUUCUGGAUCCUGUUUUUUAAUGCUCGGUUGCAGCUUAAGCUAACUCUGAGUUUUCUUCCGUUUCUUGUUAGAGACAGCAAAAACAAAGGCAGCUGCUGGGGCGUCUCCAGGAUCUGUUGUUGGGUCCUAAGGCUGACGAGCAGACCACAUGUGAAGUGCUGGACUACUUCCUUCGACGCCUCAGCUCCUCACAGGUGGCAUCGAGAGUCCUGGCAAUGAAGGUGAAGAGUUAGAAGCAGAAAUGAUCGCCACUUAGGUCGCUCUGCAUUAUAAAAAAGAAUGAUGUCAUUUACUGUUUGUAUCUGUGCGCAGGGUUUGUCUCUGGUGCUGAUUGAAGGAGGCUUGAAAGAUGGAGAGGAGCGGGAUCAGCCUAUGGAGGAAGACUCUGGAGAUGCUGAGCUCUUGCCUGGCUACCAGUGGCUACUUCAAGACCUCCCAAAGCUGCCGUUAUUCGACAGCGUCAGAGGCAUGACGUCCACUGCUUUGCAGCAGGUUUGCGUCUCACUGGAAGUGUGAUGAAUAAACUUUCAAGACUGAUCACUGUGACUUAUGACGAUAUAUCUGCUUCUUUUCUAGGCUAUCCACAUGGAGACAGAUCCACAGACCAUCAGCGCCUAUCUCAUCUACUUAUCCCAGCAUGCACCAGUGGAGGAGCAGGCUGCUCACAAUGACCUGGCUCUGGUAAUAACAAAAAGUUGCUUGAAUUAGAUUAACAGUGUAUUGAAAGUGACGCCCCCUGACCUGCCAAAUGUGAGUGAGGGCUCAUUCACACCAGGACUGUUUGGUCCUUCUAAAAGGACCAUGUUUCCUUUACCCCUGUGGUCUGGGUGGAAUGAACGUGCAAGCGAACUGUGGUCCAGAUCAAACAAAUGGACCAUGGUCCUCUUGAAAAUGCCGGACUAGGUCCCCUUCCAAACGAACCAUGAUCCGGUCCACAGCGGUUGUAAACGCAGCGCUGAUGCAGACAGACUUUUUCUAUGUCAAUAUAAACCAAUAACACAUUUACACUGUAAUAAAGCUGGGAAAUUAUGCCCUGCCAGAGGUUGCAGCAGAUGGAGAACAGCGGUCAAGACACCGGACUGUCUGUUAAACUGGAUGAAUGGCAGAGGGUUUGAGUUCUAAUACAAUAGUCGGGGGAUAAAUAUUAAAUACUUGGAUGUUCUUCUGUUCAAGCACGUUGACAAUGUGUUAAAGGCAUUAAUUUGCAUUGAUGCCCGGCGUUUCCUUGCACAACGUCUCCGCCACCUCUGGUGAAUUGCAUGAAGCAAGAUGAAGACAAUAAAGACUGUGCUCCAAAUGAGCAGGUGGCAGACAGUGAUUUUCUCUCGUAGUUUUCCCUCUUUUUUUCAACCAUUUGGUUCGCUUAGCAAAAGUCCCCUGUGAACACUAACCGGACCAAAUGCAAAAUGCAACAAUGUAAACACUUGGUCCCUGAUCUGGACCUUCUAAAUGGACUUUGGGUGAGAAAGGCCUCUGAGUUUCAGCUGUGCAGGUAGCAAAGGCACACCCACUUGCCACUUUUGGGGGGAUAAAAUUGAUCGAUAUUCUUCGUACAUUGUAGUCUCCUUAAAAAGCAUCUAUAGAAAUUUCUGUAGCUCAUCCACUCACUACGCAAUCAUUCAUUGCAUUCUGCCAACUGCAUGUGACAACCUGUAGUGCAUCGAACACGCUCUGCUGCAAGUGUUCAGAGAGGGAACAUUUAUCGUUAUCGAGGUGAACUGCUCAAUAUAUCGUGACAUUGAUUUGGGGCCAUAUCGCCCUGCACUAGUUGGUAGCUAAAGAUUUGAUGUGAAGCCCUGAUCCCCCUUUCUGUUAUUUCACGGAGAAGCUCUGACAUUAAUCUCAUCCUCCUUCUCUUCCUGUAGGAUGUUGCCAGACUCAUCGUGGAGCGCUCCACCAUCAUGAACAGCCUCUUCUCCAAACACUCCUGCAGACCUGAGUCUGACGCUGUUCUCAGUGCCUUUCUCACCAUUUUCUCCACCUACAUCAAGAGGAUGAGGAAGACCAAAGAGGGAGAGGAUCUUUACAGCUGGGUGAGCACUGACUGAAGUUUUGGUUUUGAAUCAUCAUUACGACUGUGUCUCACUUUGAAGUUAUCCCCUAACAAGCAAAACUCAGAGGUGUAUUUUAUUUAAAAUGCACAGUCAGAUCUUUUUGAAGUCAAAACAGCUGUAGUGAUUUAGUGGAUCAGUGAUCUCCCGUUUAGCUUUGAUUCUGCAGCUGAAGUUUCUGCCGUCUUUUCAGUCCGAAUCUCAGGAUCAGGUGUUUCUGCGCUGGACCACAGGAGAGACUGCCACCAUGCACAUCCUGGUAGUCCAUGCCAUGGUCAUCCUGCUGACUCUGGGGCCUCCCAAAGGUAGUCCUGUUCACAUCACAGUUCAGUGCUGAAGGGACUUAAAGAACAUUUUCAUCAUUGUGUUUCUUUUUUCACAGGAGAGAGUGACUUCUACGCUCUUUUGGACAUUUGGUUUCCUGACAAAAAACCCUUACCCACCGCCUUCCUGGUCGACACAUCAGAAGAGGCCCUCCUGCUUCCUGAUUGGUUGAAACUAAGAAUGAUCCGAUCAGAAGUUUCUCGACUGGUUGAUGCAGGUACAAAAAAAAAUCUUUGGUUCUCACUUUUUUGAUACAUUUUAAACUUUUAAUAAAAAAGUCUGGCAUCCCUCUCUCAGCUCUCCAUGACCUGGAGCCUCAGCAGCUGCUGCUCUUCGUCCAGUCCUUUGGUAUUCCUGUAUCCAGCAUGAGUAAACUCCUGCAGUACCUGGACCAGGCGGUCUCCCAUGAUCCUCAGUCCCUGGAGGAGAACAUAAUGGACAAGCGUAAGAGUGUUUUGCAUACCCCACUAUAAAACACUUUGAGAUUGACGGUCUUGAGGUAUUUAAAAUCUGUCUCAUCUAUCCUGCGGCAGACUACAUGGCUCAUCUGGUGGAAGUGCAGCACGAGCGAGGCGCCACUGGGGGGCACACUUUUCAUGCUUUACUGAGCUCGUCUCUUCCUCCAGACAGAGGUUUGUGACGUCAGCUUUUAAACGUUUAACGUGAAGAAAAUGUUAUUGCUCAUCAUAUUAAAGCGUUCAAGAAAAAUCUGUUUUUUUUCCCCACAUAUAGUCUUGACCUGAAACUGACGUGAGGUAAUAUGUGUUAAUAAUCUUGUUAACCGUCUGACCUGACAGAUUCUGCUGAAAAAAGUAAAGUCAAAGUUACCAUGGAAACACCCCACAGCUCCGUCAAGAUGAGAGCAGCCACUCAGCUUCCUGCUGUCGGGCCAGAGGACGAUCUAACUGGCAUGUUACUUCAGGUGCGAUUUACUUCUUUGAAUAUCAUUUUUGACCUCCAAACAAAAGCUCCUCUUAUGUUUAUUCAAACUACUCUGAAUAAUUUAAUUGUCUUACCCUCUUGUUUUGAUAGAUAUUCCCCUUAAAGGUGGACCCCCGCUGGCACGGCCCCCCUCCCAGCCAGCUCUCUUUGGCCCUGCAGCAGGCUCUGGCUAAAGAGCUGAUGCGGGCCAAGCAGGGACAGAUCCAGCAGUCCGGGUUGGCAUUCAGGCUUCUCCAGGCCAUCGCAGCUCUGCUUUCGUCUGCUCAUGCAGGGCCCAUCAUCAUGUCCAUGCAUCGAAGCCACGCUCUGUCCUGCCCCCUCAUGCGUCAACUUCACCUGUAUCAGGUAAAGGCUCGCUGACAGUCAGCGUAUCUUUCCUGUUAAGUUCAUGAAGUGUGAAACUCUUUUUCUCUUCUAGCGCCUGGUGUCGCAGGACAUCGCUUUCUCCUCACUGUUCCUCAAAGUUGUUGUCGAGAUGUUAAUUUGGUUGGACAAUCCAACUGUGGAGGCAGGACCACUGAAGACCCUGCUCAAGUCCUUCGCUGGGCAGACCUCUCACAAACACAGACACAGUGACGGUAAGAGCCUCAUCUUAUCGUAGUUUUAUUCAUCUUAAUACGAACUGUGUGUGAUGACUGCUUCUGCUCUGCAGUGCGUACAGGUUUCCUCCACCUGGCUGAAGCUUUGGCUUAUCAGAGGGAUACUGAAGUGCCACUGAGGGCCAUUAUUGCGAUGCUGAAGGCUGGAGACAGAUGUAACGCAGAGCCCGAGCUCAUCGGAAAAGGUGUUUAUUGUUGAGACGAGAGUGUGCUUUGGUUUUGACUAAACAUUUCAGAUGUUAAUCACAUUGUUUCGGGUUGCUUUGGAAAUGAUUGGUUAAUGUGAGGAAUAAUUGAUCAGGUUUGAUUUCAAAGUUUGUUCAAAACACAUUCAGUCAUACUUUGAAAAUGUUACAGUCAAUUUUCUGAGAGUGUAAAGUCGACGUCUAAGCAUGGUGUUUAUUGAAUCCCAGUGUUGCAGGGUCUGGUAGAGGUGAGGUCGCCAUAUCUGGAGGAGCUUCUGUCGCUGCUGAUGACUGUUGGAACACAGAAUGGGACAGCUGGCCCUGUUGCCACGGUUAUUUCUCUGCUGCUUCAGGAAAGCGAGGAGCGAGCCGUGAAAAAGGAGGCCGAGUCUAACAAGUGAGCACAGAAACGCUUUUUCUCUUACAAGUCCCUCAAGAAACAUUUACAUGGGACAGAAAGUGAACGACAAAUUCAGCUGUCACGAUAAGAUUUGCCAUUCUGGUGGUAAUGAUAAAAGUCUCGGUUAAGAAAAUAUAUUAUUAUAAUCACAAUCCAUGUUUUUGAUUCAUUCUGUCUUGAGAAACCCACAAACAUGUUCAUGGAUGGCACUUAUCAGUUGGUACAGUCAAAUAAGACACUUGACCACAAGUUUAAGUGGUAGGUUAUGGAAAAAACUGGUGACAUCAAACAAGUCUGAAAUGUAAAAACACUUUCAGCAUUUAUUCAAAAAUCUUAUUGGACGAAGUGAACAGCAGCAGAUCCCCUGUCCGAUGUCAGGCAUACCUGACUGCACUCGUCUAAGCUUCAAUCUUCACAACCUUCGGCCAUGUUUGUUUGUUAUUCUGAUCUGUGUGAGCUACGGCUGUGAGUCCAUUGCUCAUGUUUACGUCAUCAACUUUUUUAACUACAGACUUUAUAGACAUUAUAACGGAAAAAUAUUCUGCAUUUUACUUCAAUUGGAUUUGGAUGAGUAGACAUGUAAAUGUAGGAGACAGUUGAUUUGCAUUAUGUGUUUUUUUUUUUUAAUUGUAGGGUAUCCCUACAACAUAACAAGCAGAGACUUGUAAUUUGAAAGAGUUGUCAGAAGUCAUAUUGGUUCAUUAUGAAUUGGUUUAAACAAAGCUUCAUUCAGUAGUGAUUUCAAUCAAGUUGUGGACAUCUACAGUGUUUGUAUUCAGAGCAUGGUGAGGCUCAGUUUAACCCUCGAAUAAUAUGAAUUAUGUUUGGCUGAUUUAGACUUAGAUAUGGAUAAAUCAAUAAAUGUUGAGCUGCAUCCUCACAUGGGUAACCUCUCAUUUCCAUCUUUGCUUCCAGCUCUGAGGUGACCAAGUCAGGACUGAGCUCUGGGCUGAUGGUUGACUGGCUGGAGCAUCUUGACCCUGAAGUCACUUCAGUGUGUCCAGACCUUCAACAGAAACUUCUGUUUGCCCUCAACAAGGUAAAAUCAGCAUGCCUGCAGAAUUUUCUUUUUUCUGAUUGAUCAGCUCUUCUGACGCCUCCUGUUUGACUGUUUAAUUGUUCCAGACCCGAGGAACCCCUGCGUACAGACCAUAUCUCCUGGCGUUGCUUACGCAUCAGUCUAACUGGUCCACCCUCCUGCAGUGUAUCAGUGCUCUUCUCAGCAAACGCAGAGACUACAAGUACUCUCUCUUUUUAAAAUAAGCUUGAAUUUUUAAGAGUAGUGAGUCCACAUACAGUGUUUUUCCUCUUCUGAUGAGAUUGCAUCAAACAUCAUAUUUCUUUGAGGUUCUGAGAAUUUACCAUUUUCAUGUUUUUUCAGACUUGACCCAUCAUCUGCUCUGGACUUCUUGUGGGCGUGCAGCCAUAUCCCACGUAUCUGGCAGGGACGUGACCAGAAGAUCCCCCAGGUAUGAUCAGAGCGAGCGCCAAGAAGCAGAAUACCCCCCUGUCUGUUUUCUUUCUUUCUUUCUUUCUUUUCUUUCUUUCUUUCUCCUUUCUUUCUUUUCUUUCUUUUUCUUCUUUCUCUCUUUUUUUCUUUCUAUCUUUCUUUCUUUUUUCUUUCUUUCUUUCUUUCUUUCUUUCUUUCUUUCUUUCUUUCUUUCUUUUUUCUUUUUCUUUCUUUCUUUCUUCCUAUCUUUCUUUCUUUCUUUUUUCUUUUUCUUUCUUUUUUUCUUUCUUUUUUCUUUCUUUCUUUUCUUUUUUUCCCUCUUUCUUUUUUCUACCUAUCUUUCUUUCUUUCUCUCUUUCUUUUCUUUUUGUCUUUUUCUUUCUUUCUUUCUUUCUUUCUUUCUUUCCUUUUUUUCUUCCUUUCUCUCUUUCUUUCUUUCUUUCUUUCUUUCUUUCUUUCUGGCUUUUUUCUUUCUUUCUUUCUUUCUUUCUUUCUGGCUUUUUUCUUUCUUUCUUUUUUCUUUUUCUUUCUUUCUUUCUUUCUUUUUUUUUUCUUUCUUUUCUUUUUUUCCCUUUCUUUUUUCUACCUAUCUUACUUUCUUUCUUUCUCUCUUUCUUUUCUUUCUGUCUUUUUCUUUCUUUCUUUCUUUCUUUCUUUCUUUCUUUCUUUCCUUUUUUUCUUUCUUUCUUUCUUUCUUUCUGGCUUUUUUCUUUCUUUCUUUCUUUCUUUCUGACUUUUUUCUUUCUCUUUUUUUUCUCUUUUUCUUUCCUUCCUUCUUCCCUUCUUUCUUUCUUUCUCUUUUUCUCUUUUUCUUUCUUUCUUUCUUUCUUUUCUUUCUUCAACAUUUCUAAUUUAUCGGUUGGAAGGAAGCAGUAAGAAGAUAACCAAGUGCCGUUUUUUGUGUGUGUGUCUUUGCAGAAGAAAACAGAAAAGUUUGUGCUGCGUCUCAGUUCGGAGGAGCUCAUCAGCUUGGUGGACCUGAUCUUGUCAGAGUCAGAGCUCAACAGUCGGGACUCACCCCUUGAUGACAAAAGCAGCCUAGACCAGGCCUCUUCCUCCCUUAUCCAGUCCAGGCUGCCCCUCCUUCACUCCUACUGCAGCGGGGAGCUGGAAAACAUCAAGAAAGUCUCUGAGUACCUCAUCAACUGCACAAAGAAAUGGGAGGAUAGGUAAGCUCGACUUUUCUAAUCUCUCUCCUCGCUCCUAUCUCAUCCCGUCAUAAUCAAAAGCGCGUAUGCUCAUCACAUUUUGUCAUAUACGGUUCACCACAGUGCUCGCCUGUUCAUUUUGACACGUCGCAUUGUUCCAUCUAAUUAGCAGAAAGUCAUUUUUUCCUUGUAACCGUGUGCUGAUAAACUUGGAGGAAAUCGCACUAGAUUUUCCCUCUCGGUGCAGAUGAACUUUUUCGACUUCCUCUGUCUGCCUCAAUGCUGCGGACCAGGGAAAACUCGAUAAUUAGGUCUAUUGGUGUGAAAUUAAAACCAGCAGAAGUCGUCUGUACUGUGAUCUCUUUAAAAGCUCAGUGUAUUAUAAUGAAGCCAAGAGGAUUAAGGCUGGAGCUCUAAACUUGCCUGUGUUGUGAAUUCCUGCUCUGACUUAGCUGUCAGAGAUCAGGGUGCAACUCUUUGUGGAGUCAAACCCUCCUUUCAUGAACAUGUCUCUGCUUAUUAAACCACUUUAAUGAGGAAACUUUGGCCAAGGUCAAGCAAAAUUAGCUCCCGAAUUACAGUAUUUUAAGUAGAGCUAAGCUGUCUGGUAAAAAAAUGGUUGCUAGUGAAAAUAUAUCAGGAUAAAAAAUAAAAAAAAACAUGUUUAGAGGAAAAGGGUUUCGGCCUUGUGUUGAAUAAACACUUUUAGCAUUCUUCUUGUGAAACCUCGCUCUCAGAUAAGCUGGUGUUUAUUCCAAUUACACACAAACUAUUGAGCAAGCUCUGGACUCUCUCCUUUCGGUCAAGGUCGUUCUGAUUCCCUUAAUUCGUAGCUGUAAUAAACUCUUCAGUAAGUAAAGAGUGCACAUUUGAGCCCGGCAAGAGCCUUAGAGGAUUAUAGCAAACCACAGUGACUUGAAGGAAAACGCCCCAGAAUUACACUACUCUAUUCAUGGACUUAGUUGUGUUUAUGCACAAUAAUUAUGUUGUUUUGAAACCGUAACAAUGGAGAGGUUCUUUAUCGAGCUUUCACAUCUCGCAUCAGCUCUGUUAGUAAUCUGUUCAAAGAGUCGGGAAAUGAAAGGAAAAUGUGAGUUUAGUCCACUUAAGUUUGAAAAAAAAAACUUUCAAUGGCUGCACAAAAUGGACAACCAAUCACUGUCAAUUACAGCGCUUUAAGCUACACAACUUAAUAAUAUGAGGGAUUACAGUCGAGCUUAUUUUGUCACUAAGCUUCUAGCUUUGCCCUGGGCAGCCACACUGUCUUAAAACAGCGUUUCCUAAAGUGAAUUUCUGUAGUUUGUUACUUUUCUCUUCGUGUCUUACAUCAGAUACCAUAAACACGUCAUUACGUUUGCUCUGUCCUUUAGUGCGAUGAGUAAGCGGUGCCAGAGCCUGCUGCUGCAGAUCUAUCUGCACUUCCCAGAGGUCAUCCAGCACGUCACCCUGCCUGAAGGCACCUUCAGCAGCGGAGGGGCUGCGUACGGCGGCAGCUGCAAGGUAAACAGCUCCAGCUUGUUUGAAAGUACCGUCCUUAAAUCAGCGUAAAUGUGACUGAUUCUGAUAUUUGACUUUUUUUAGCCACGUCACACUACAAAGGAAAAAUGAUGUUUGUUCAAUCUAUAGAGGAAAUUGACACUUUAUUUGAUGCCUAUCUCUAUAACGCAUUAUAAAUAUAUGUAUAAUGAGUUAUAAUCACAUUAUAACACUGUAUAACUAUAAUUAUAAACACUCAUAAAUGAUCAUAAUGCUUUAUAGCAAAAAUCAAAACACAUUAUAAAGUAUUUUAUCAUGACUUACAAGGUGAGGUAUUGUAAUGUGUUAUAACUGUUAACAACAGUUGCAUUGCGUUAUCUAUGUGGGCAUUGUCAGUGAGUUGUUAACAGUUAUUACACAUUAUAAUACCUCACCUCGUAAGUCAUGAUAAAAUGCUUUAUAAUGUGUUAUGAUUAUUGCUUUAAAGCAUCAUGAUCAUUUAUGAGUGUUUAUAACUAUAGUAAUCACUGUAAUGUGAUGAUAACGCAUUAAAAAUAUAUUUAUAAUGCGUUACAGAGAUAGGCGUCAAAUAAAGUGUUACUGAAAUGGAAGCUGGAUAUUUUAGAGUUGAAAGUCUUGAACAUUUGCCUUCAAAAUCAUCCCAAAUGAAGGCUUAUGUCUCUCAUAAUAGACCAAAAAACAGAUAACCUGAGCCUCAUCUGUGCAUACUCUACAGGAGUCAAUAAUCUUCAUGUAACUUUAGUUCUGAUGUCCUCUUCUUUUGAUUAUAUUAUAUCUUAUAAAGCAAAAUCUGCAUGUAUAAUUAUUUCUGCAUGUAUUUGCCCUCAGCUUGAUGUCCUGGUGCAUCGCCUGGUUACGCUCCUCGCUGAUGUCGGCGAAUCAAAGUCUGCUGAAAACCGAGCAUCUGAUGCCAACCUGGCCUGCAGAAAGCUGGCUGUGUCACAUCCCGUCCUUUUGCUCAGGUGAAGAAAAGCUGAACUUCUUUCAAGUCCACCGGACCCUCUGGUGCCAUCAGCGAGGGUUCAGUUUACUGACUGUUACUUUUUUUCCUUUCUAGACACCUGCCGAUGAUCGCAGGUCUCUUACACGGUCGCAUUCACCUGAACAUGCAGGAGUUUCGGCAGCAGAACCACAUGACCUUCUUUAGUAAUGUGCUCGCCAUCCUGGAGCUGCUGCAGCCACUUGUUUUUCACAGCGACCACCAGAGGGCGCUUCAAGACUGUCUUCUGUCCUUUAUGAAAGUGCUUCAGGUGAGCGGCUGUAUUAUCAUCACCAUAUGAUUUAUAAUUAUUGUAUUCUGUGAGCUAAACAUCUGAGUUUUACUCUAUUUAUGAAUGUUUCUGCUUUUUUUUUAUUUCAUGUAGAACUUUCAGAGGACUCGUUCUCCGUUGCUCUUCAUCAACAAGUUUCUGCAGUUCACACAGAAGUACAUCACUCAUGAUGCAGCAGCUGCCAUACCUUAUUUACAGAGGCACUCUGGCAUCCUGCAGUAAGCAAAUCAUGACCUUUUAAAUAUCAUGAAGGAUUUAGCUUUUUUUCCCCCAUCUUUGUAAGUGAUUGUUUGUUUCACUGUUUCAGGACUCUGUGCGCGGAAAAUCCAGACCUGGUUCAGUUGAAGUCUCUGCUGGCUGGACUCACUCUGCCGGUUAAAAGUUCUUCCACUGAGAUAGCUCCUGAAGAAGGAGAAGGUGUGUACAGAAAAGUUUUCUGAUUUCAUGGUGUGGUAAUGAAUAAAAAAGUAAUUUCAAGAAUGAUAAAAGUAACAUACAUGUCAUUUACAAUUGUUAAAUAUUUUUAUGGUUAAUUCAAGGAUCUUUUUGCUCCUUUUCAGAUGACAUGGCCACUGGCUCCCUGCCCCUCGUCAACAUAUCUGCCUCGGUUUCCCUGAGUGCAGCUGACAUGACAAUGUACCUGAAGAAGAUGUCGAGAGGAGAGGCAGUAGAGGGUGACUAACAUACCGCCGCAGCCGCUUCACCUACACCUGUAUAAAUCCUGUAUCUCCAUGAGUAAUUUGCUGUUUUUUUUUCUCACUCUCUGCUAUAGAUGUGUUGGAGGUGUUGACAGAGGUGGAUGAGAAGUCAAGGAGGAGCCCCGAGAUCAUCCAGUACUUUAUCGUGAGUCAUAAACAGAAACAAAAGAAAAAAAGUGUAGUGUGUGUGCAUAUGUGUGUAGCGUCCCAAUCACCGCUUUGUGUCACUGUUUGUAGAACGAUCUGCAGAGACUCAUGGCUUCCUCGGAGGACUUGUGUCGGAACAUGGCCUUCAGUUUGGCCCUGCGCUGCAUCCAGAAUAAUCCCUGGUAAGAUAACAACACUCUUAAGACAAACAGAAGAAAGUGUUUCUAAGUUAAUGUUCAGUAAUUCCCUGACUUUUCUCAGUAUGUCUACAUUUACAAACGGUGUUUUUUUUUUGUCUUUGUCGCAGCCUUGCAACAGACUUCCUGCCGACUUUCAUGUACUGUAUGGGCAGUGGGAACUUUGAUGUUGUACAAACGGCUCUCAGGAAUCUUCCAGAGUAUGUGCUUCUCUGUCAAGGUAAGAGGAUAUUCUGCAGCACUCUUUUUUUUUUUCUUUUUUUUUACCCUAAGCUGCAGUCACUUCUGCACCUUCUUCUGUCAUAUACUCUCUUAACUACACCUUAUUUAUAGCCAGAUUUUUUAAAGUAAAUACCAAACCAAAAUCCCUGUCACAUUUAGGACCAUGGCUAAAUGCUGUUAUGUGUUUUCUUUUCUUUUUUUUUUUACCCUCACAGAACACGCAGACAUCUUGCUUCACAAGGCGUUUUUAGUGGGAAUCUACGGACAAAUCGACACCAGUUCAAUGAUCGCCGAGUCGAUGAAGGUCCUUCACAUGGAAGCAACCACGUAACCUGAAAAAAGCACUCCACUCCACGACAAAUUGAAAACGGUGUCAUUCAUUCGCCGCAUUCCAGAGCUAGAUUAAUAUUUUUCUAUUGUCUUUAGUCGCUAAAUUGCUCUAAUUUGAUCACUGCAGAUUAAAGUACGCCGUGGCUCUUGAGUGUUACAGAUGAAAGGGUCCUGCAGUGAGCUGGUAGUAAUAUAAUAACUUCUGGAUCAUUUAAUGACUUCAAAGUGUUUCAAUUUCCUUUCAACGAUCUGAAAAUGUAAUAAUUAAAACCAUAAAAAUGGCUGCUUUUGUACUAAUUCCAUAAUUAAAGCAUUUAUUACUUUUCAAA
Xyrichtys novacula (pearly razorfish) is the source of this 23592-nucleotide messenger RNA. The record is from the annotation of a GenBank genome assembly. Lineage: Eukaryota; Metazoa; Chordata; Actinopteri; Labriformes; Labridae.